This is a messenger RNA of Mytilus trossulus (common blue mussel), 9741 nucleotides long. RefSeq lists its product as uncharacterized. The record is from RefSeq and is a predicted model, not a curated record. Lineage: Eukaryota; Metazoa; Mollusca; Bivalvia; Mytilida; Mytilidae. Bases 64 to 2202 code for a protein of 712 amino acids. The transcript has 11 exons.
UUCCCUUAGAAAGUAGCAGAAGCAUGUCGUUGCUUUUGAGUUGUGAACAUUUCCCAAAAUAUUAUGGAUAACAAACAUGUUGUGGCAUUGACAGUAUAUUUGUUGUUUUUUUUGCUCAAUUAUGGAUGCCAUGCACGAAUUAAUUACAAUAUUACAGAAUGCCAGGAAUGUUCUCAUCAGAAUUUGGUGCCAUGCAAAAUACAGGUUAUGCAUGAUAACUGCUUAUCAGCCAUGACAGCCAUCCAUGGGAAGCAAUGGCCAGGACCACCAAGAGAGAUAAAAGCAAAGGUUACACAAGUCAAGAAUGAAACUCAGGCUCAGUUUUCAUGGAAACCACCAUAUGAUGCUUCCAUCCACUCCUUGAAAGGAUUUCUUUUAAGAAUAACAACAUUUGAAGACGUGAGGGGAACAUUUGUUGCAGGAAGUCCAUGGUGUUUCUACUUAAAUUUUACCAACAGCUCAUGGACAGAAUCGCCACAUGCUUACGAAUCUGUCUUUCAGUUUAAUUGUGUAAAAUCGCAGUAUCCAGCUAGAGUUACUCUCUCUGUAUCCAGUAUACCUAGACCUCAUAAAGGAUGGAAAGUAGUUAAACAAAGUGUUGACAUUAAAGGAACAGUACCAUACUAUAGUUGGAAGCCAGAGAUCUACUUCACAGAGACAGCCGACACUAUGACUAAUUGUGUUAUAGUAGUUGUACAUCCACCAUUUACCAAGGCCUACAGCCAUCUUGUCAGUCUUAUAAAUCUGAACACCAAAGAAGUACAACAGGCAUCAUUUAAAUAUCCUGGUAACAAUGUGACAUUAUGUCUAUCACCAGGAGAAAACUACAGUAUACAGGUGAGGCCGUAUGAUAAAGACAAUCAACCUUUGAGUCACAAUGUGGAGUAUUCACCAAUUAGAAUUGAACCCAAACUAACACAGGAUCAAUUACCAGAUAAUGAAAUAUAUGAUUUUGUUUACAACCAAUUUUUAGAAGAAGAAAAAGAAAAGAUGCAAGUGAUGACAUGGGUUGUGAUACCUCUGGUCCUGGUGAUAGUCAUUUCUUUAACUGUCUUUGUAUUCUAUCGCAAAGGUAUUUUAAAAAAGGGAAAAUCAGGAGAAGAAUCUAUUAUUCUGCCAAAUAACGGACCAGAUGAAGGAGAUAACAACAUUGCAAUAGUUUUCUGUGCUGAAAACAAUUAUGUUGACAACAUCGUCAGGAGUCUUGGGCAGGUAAUAAGGGAGACAACUAAUAGUAAGGUGGAAGUUGUAUCCGAUAAUCGAAACAUAGAACCAAAUAGAAAGGUUGUGUUUGUGAUCACUGAAGGAAUACAUCAAAUUAAUCAUAUAUGUGCCGAUGGAAACUUUGGCAACUGUAAUUGGAAUAGAGCCUUUAAUUCGGGUGUAUCAUUUCUUCAAAGAAUAAAAGAUAUGAAAGAUGCCGAACCAAACAUGCUGCUUCUUUCACCUAUUGUUUCUAUAAACUGGCUUGAUUGUUGUAUGUUCAAGAAUAAAAAUGUGCCUCGUUUAUAUCAAAUUUCAGACACUGAGCAAAUAGAUUUAGAUUUAGGAAAAGUGUCCUCAUUCCUGAAGAGUAUAUCGUACAAAGACACAUCUAAAGAGAAAAUCAGAUUAGAUUUAAAUGAUAAUCAUGAAAUCUUAACAUUUAAAAAUCAUCUAUUAUCUUUAUAUCUGUACAUGCGUGACAAUCAGAAAUGGUUCGACGAUGACUUUCUAGGGACUGUAGAUGAUUCCCACCAGACUCAACCUUUAUUAGCAUUUCCCGUCAUGUAUGACAUGCACACACAUCCAUAUGUGGAUAAGUUCUGUCUCAACUAUCAGAGUCCCCCUCAUUUAUCAGGUUCAGACCACGUCAAACCUCAACAAACACAGAUUCAUGGGCUGGUUCAGGCUCAACUUCAUUCUGCAAAAACAAACUUUGACAAUCAAGACAUUAAAGCCACGGAGAUUGGCGUUGAACAAGAUGUUUUUGAUAGUGGAAUUUCAGAUUCAGGUAUCAAACUUGAAAUAAACGCUAAGAAUCAGAAUCAAGGAAGACUUGACAGUGGAGUGGAUUCUAUACCUUUAGAUGAAAUGGCACCUUUUUUAGAAACAAGACCAGAAUUUUUCCCGCCAGACUCAGAUGCAGAUAGUUUAGAUGUUGAUGGACAAUCUCUUAGUCAGCAUAUAUGGGAAAUUAAUAAAAGAAAUUUUCAAAUUUGAAAAGUUGGAAACAUAUGACAGCUAUUUAUUGCACUUAAAUUGGUGCAGAUAUCAGAAAGAACAGUGGGAUGGUUGCCAUUUCAAAUGAAAUCAGCUGGAAAAUGUCAAGCAAUGAGUUUUGUAAAUCAUGAUGGAAAUUUUGAAAGAAGUUUGUUACGACAUAGAUCUUGAUAUAUUGUACAUGAACUUUUUUAAACUUAUUUUAAGUUUUUGCGAAAACUGGUAUGUUAAAAAAUGCCAAAACAACUUCUGCAUUUUCUUUGAAUUUUUUAAAGACAUGGACCCAGGGAAUAAUGAAAACGAUUUCAUAGAUGUAUUUUAUUACUUGCUCAGUUAAAAGUUUUAGUCCCUAUGUAGAAAACCUAGUUUGACUUAUGACUAUGUACAGGGUACUAAGUCAUGCAAACUCAUGAGAAAUUGUGCCAUUUUAUUUUAGAAAAAUGAUAGAAUUAGUUAAUAACUAUCAAAUAUUAUUUUUCUUUGAAAAAGAUAAUUAUAGAAUUCAAAAACUAAGAAAACAGGGAAUAUUUUUUUAGCCUUCUCCAAUGGUUAUGAUAAAUCUAAAGGGAAAUAUGUAUUGAGAGGUAACAAAGAGGAUUACAAAUUUCUCAUAAUAGGAAGGUAAAUUUUGAUUCCACAUUUCAUAAAUGUAUAAAAUUAAAGACAAAGGAAUAAUGGAAAUAGAUGUGAAAAGUGACCUUUCAAUUGUGAUGACCUCUCGAAAGAGAGAACGGUUAGGGCAGGCACUUUAUAAAUUUAACAUAAUAUUUUAAAAGAUGGAUGAUGGAGGUCUUUCAAUAAUAUUUCCAGAUUCUCUAAAAAUUGUAAAUGACAUUAAAAUUGUGAUAUAAAUGAACAAAAUUGUGAUUUGAAUUAUAGCGUCAUGAUAGUUUUUGGUUUUGCAUGUUAAUUGUUGAAUUUGUGAUCAUGUUGAUAAUAUAUUAGAGAUAGUAUUGUUUAUUGCAUUAGCAGAGUAUGUUUCAACACAAUAGUAAAAUGAUAUAAUAUAAUCAUUUUUCAGAAGUAACAUUUUGUAUUGUUUUUCCUUUAUUUCCAUUCCAUUGUAUAUUUAUAAGUUUAGUUUGGUCUUUUUACUUCUGUAUUUCCCCCCCAUAUAUAAACCAUUAAAGCAUGAUACAUGUAUAAACAAAACAAAACCGCAUUUGCUUUAUUUUGAGAUUUAUUGUAAAUACAAUUUGUUUUACAUUUUUGUGUCCUAGUUUGUCACGACUUUAAUAUUACAAAUCUUGUUAUUUUACUCUUUUUUUUAAAUAAAUAUGAGUUUACAACUUUUUGUAGACUACAUCUAUGUACUUUUAUGAUGCAAAGAAGAAGUAAACUUUGCCAAUUUUACAUCUUCUUGAAAUUCAAGAAAAGAAAACUUUAAUGGAAACAGUUACUAAAUAACUUCAUUUUAAAAUUAUAUACAUGUGUAUGAUUAAGAAAUUGCAUUUAAUAAUCUUUCCCACUUGAAAUUUUUCCAGUUAAGCUUUUAUGAAAAUGCUUAUUUGAAAAACAAAAUAUAAGAUUGAAGAAGUCAUUUUCUCAAUCAAUAGCCAGAUUAUUUUUUUACCUCUGAUAGACUUUACCUCUUAUUCAAGAAAGGACCUCAUGUUUAUUUUAUAUAUUUUAAUUAGAACUUCAUUUCUGGCCAGUUUACAUCAGUAAUAUUUCUAUGAAGCUUGACAGUUGAGAGAUAACUGUUGGAACAUUUUUUAAUACAUUACUAUGAAUUUUAUAAAUUAUUUAUUAAGGAAAUUAUCAAGUUGGGUAAAUAUUUGAUAUUCUCAGGAACAAUUACUGUGGAUUAAGUUUAUUUUUUUCAUUAAAGAUACCAGUUUUUCGUGGAUUAAGUUUAUUUUUUUCAUUAAAGAUACCAGUUUUCGUGGAUUAAGUUUAUUUUUUUCAUUAAAGAUACCUGUUUUCGUGGAUUAAGAAAAAAUAUCAAUUUAUCAUGGCUACUUAAUCUCAUAGCUAUGAUGAGAUUUUCAUGUAAGUUUAGAAACAAAUUUGAUUUUGUUCAGCACUGCAUUUUGUGGAUCGUCUAUAUUCAUUAAAUCCACGAAAAAUGUGUACUCCAUAUAUGAAAAAGAAGUCGAUAGCAUUUGAUAUUAUAGAAUCAUUCCUUGCCAAUUGAUAGUGUGUGAAAGGGCGUUAGGUGCACAUUUAUAUGAUUGUUUUUAGAUCUUUAUUUUAUUUUUCGCCCAGCUGUUACAAUUCAAAAUGGGGCAUUUGUUUACAAUGAGAUUACUUUUAUACAGAGAAAUAUGUUUAAGAAAAGUCUGAAAUAAUCUAAUGACCUUAAUGCAAUUUCAAUCUAUUACAUUAAGAUAAAGAAUGACAAAUAGUAAAUGUCUUAAAAAAUUUAACCGAGGAGGUUGACAACCGAUCAGGUCGAUUUUUUAAGACAUUUACUAUUUGACAUUCUUCAGUUUGGCUCAUUCUGAAAUUUAGACAUUGGUAUGUUUAAUUUUAUGACUAAAUAAGGCCUCCUCUUAAGGAAUUUAUGAUUCAUUCUUUUCAUUCAAUGGACAAUUUUUAAAUGAAACUAUGACACAACCACUACGAAACAAAAAAAACAUAGAUAACCAUAGGAGUAAGUUUUCAAUGUAUCCCAGUUUAUGCCUUUUAUGAUUAAUCCCAUUUUGCCUUGUUGUAUGGGUAAAUUUUUUUAACUUCUAAAAAGGAUUUUGGUUGGACUUAUUUAUUACAGAUUCAGAUACAUAUAUUUAACUUUAAAAAAAAUAUGCAUGGACUAAAAACAUGAUAUUAACUCUUAAGCUUUUAUAAUCUGAUUCUCAAAUUAUAACACCUUUCUAUUGAAUAUUUGUGUGCUGUAUUAAUUCUGGAUGAUUAUUUCAUUAGGAAAAGAUAUUAUUUUCGUCCAGAAAUUUACGGGCAUUAUUUUUUUAUUAUUGGGCAUUUUAAACAUUCAGAGAUGAUUUUUUUUGUUUUUGUUUUGUGCCAGUUUAAUGGCAUUAAUUAUGUUCGAUUUUGUAAUUUCGCAUGCAUACAGUUUUGUUAUAUACUUUAGUGCAAUUCUUAUAAAACAUUGCUUUCUGAAUUUACACAGAAACAAAUUAAGAGGUGCAAAAAUAUACCCUUAAAGAGAACCAAAAAAAAGGAAUUUGUUAAUGAGUCAUUGUUACAGAAAUUUGUUUCAUUUUUGUGGAACUCACAUGUUUGUUUAGCAAAUUAUGAGCUUUUUUAAAAAGUUCAUCAUGAUGGUGAAACAAAAUCAUGCUUUUUCUUCAAAAAAUUGUGUUUUUCAUGAAUGUGAUUCGCAUAAACUAUCAAUUUGAAAAUUGAAAAAAAAAUACAAAAUUACAACAAUAUGAUGAAAACUCAAAAGUAUUAUGAUAAUUUAAACUACAAAAAAUUACAAUAAUGACUUCAACCUCAAAUUAUUGUUAAAAGAUUUUCUCUCAUCUAUGCUUAUGAUUUAUUUCUGAAAUUUUUCACAUCCAUAUUUCAUCAGGUCAGAAAAUUCAAAAAUACUCUAUCAAUUUAAUUGAUAUUAGCUGAUUAAUAGAUCUUUUUAUAAUUAGCCACAAUUUAUGAAAUUUCCAGUAAGAAUACUUCAAUUAAUUAAUAAAUCUCUUGAAAAAUUGAAAUCAAUCUGACCAUUUUCAAGAAAUUGUAAUGUUUUUCAAAUCAGUUUUAAUUGUUUAAUUUGUUUAGGUUAGCAAUGUAAUUAGCUCAGACGUAAGUGUAGAUAAGUUGAAGUUUCAAGAAAAAAAUCAGUUUUGAAAUAACCCUGUUAGUUUUAGCAAUAUUUAGUAAUACCAUACUAAUGACUAAGUGUCCAUAUUUCACUCUGUAUACAGUAUUAUUAUUAACCCGGUGCACAUUUGUAUUCUUACUAAUUCUAUUCUAUUGAAGAUCAAGAAAGUUCUUAUAUGUAGUAGAAUAGUGAGAAAAAAAUCUUUGUAUAUUGUUUAGCUUUUUUUGUUUUUUGUUUCCUUAUUUGUUAAUUUUACAGUCAUACAAGUUCUUAAUUGAAAUCCAAUGGUUCCAUCCAUUUGAUUAAAAUAACCUGGAGUAAAUUUUUUGUAGUAAAGAUUUAAAAGAGCCGUUUAAAUAUAAUUGUUUAUGUUCAAGCUAUGGCAUUACCCAUAAUUCUUGACAUUCGGAGACAGUGAAUUGUGUUGAAAAGAGAGAACUUUCAAAAUCCAAAUGACAAUCCAAAUGCAUAUUAUACUGUAAAUUCAGAAAUUAUUGCCAUGUUUUGAUUAUUGCAAUGUUUUAAUUAUUGCGAAAUAGUUGUAAAGGCAAUAAUUUAUACUCACAUUUUGAAAUAUUUUUUAUGAAUUAAACCGGAUUUUUCUCAAAAUUGUAAAAAAUAAAAUUGCAUUUAAGUCUAAAAAUGACAAAAUGACAACAAUAAAUGCACACAAUAAUUUCUGAAUUUACAGUACUUGAAAUAUUUGGUAUGUAAUGGUAAAAAGGGUUUAUCUAAAGAAACUGUAUAUUCUAAUUAUUUCACUUUUUAAUACUAUAUUCACAAUUUAUAUAGAUUUUGUGUGUUAUAUAUAUAUAUAUAUACAUGUACCAUAUGUAUGUGUCCAUUUUUAGAGGUGAAAACAAAUGAAAUAUAAUAUUAACCACUAAAUUGUUCCUAUAAGGCAUAUAAUAAGAAUAAUUGAAGAUUUAGGUUCAAUAUGCAAGAUCACUUUGCUUGAAAAAUUUAACUAUGUAAUUCUAGUAUGGUUAAAAAUAGGUGAUGAAAUUCUGUAAAAAAAGACUUUGGUCAGAUUUCCCUGAACAUUAAUUUCACUCAACUUUUGUAGUCUUUCAGUUUCCACAAAAACACACUGUAUUGCAGCUUCUCAUGUAUUUUAUGUCCUAUAUUAAAACCACUUUGCUCAACAUACCUCCAAAUGUUCUUUCUUUUUCUUUGAUGUUGAAAUGACUUUUUGUUAUAUAUAGUUUUCGUGCUCAAAUUGUUUUAUAGUCAAUAAUGAUUUAUUUACAAAUCAAAAUUUGAUGCUUAUGUUUGUGUAUAAAUGAAUUAAUAAUUAUUUAAAUUAGUUCUGUGUGACUGUGUGUGUCAGGUUUAGAAAUCUCAUAUGAUAAUGACAUUUUCAACAUAAAUUAAAAACUAAAAACCAAUUUCAUAAGCUUUAACAUGAAUGCGAAAAAUGUAAUGAUUUUUCGAUGAAAUCUGUUGUCACUUGCAUUUAUUGCUUUAAAACUACCAAAAAUCAGAUAUUAUAACUCAUGUAUUUCCAGAAAAUAUUCAGUAUCAUACCAUUUCUUUAAUCAAAUUCAAAACUUACUUAUUUUUGUUUUUGCUUUAGUUUUGCCAUUAUUAUAUAUUCAAAGCAAAGUGAGCUCAUGUAGAAACAUUUACAUGUGAAAAGAAGAAAAGAAAAGUAAAUUAAAAAAAGUUAUGUCAUUGACUUGGCCAUAAUGUUAAGUUUUUAAAUUUUCACAGAUUAGUUCUUUCUUUUUAUGCCAUGGGAUAUAACAACUGAGCUUUGUUAAAGACAUUUUAUAACUUUUAUUAAAUACUUCCUUUUCCAUGAUUAAGAAGAAGAAGAAAAAAAACAGCCUUUAGACCGAUUUCUUGCCAUCUUCUGAUUGGUGUAUCAUUAAUAAAGAAACCAGUUAUUUUUCAGUGCAUGUUUGUGUAUUGCAAAAAAAAUUUCUUGAUCUAGAACAUUGUUUACCUCUUUUUUUGCUCAAUGUGUUUGCUUCCCUUCAGAAUAUGUAAAAAGCAUUGAUUUAAUUUUGUAAAUCAUAUGUUUUUUCUUCACUAUAGAGGAUGCUUUUAUUUAUAUCUUAAUUUCGUGAAUGUCUUAUUUUUUUUUAAAGUAUUUCUGUGCAUUGUCAUACAUUGUAGUACAUUUUCAGCCAUGUUUUGCAGCCAUUCGAAAAUAAAUUUUAAUUUUCUUGUGGUAACUUUAUAGUGAAGACGCUAGCAUUUAAUAUUUGUUUGGGCUGCUGUUAUAAAAAUAGAAUAAUCUCCCCGUAGUCAUUGUCAGGGAAAGGAAUUUUUUUGACUGUCUCUCAGUUAUUAUUGGAUGUCACUCAGCUACUAUAAAAAAUAAGUUUUAUUUUAUUAAGUGGUAUGACUGCCAAUGAGACAACUCCCCACCAGAGAACAAAUUAUGUAGAAGUAAACAAUUAUACGUCACCAUACAGCCUCUUUUUUAUAGGUCUCUUUAUUGUAAUCAGAUUGGUUUGAACAUGAGACAAUGUUUGUCUUUGUUAGAAAAGAAAAGAAAACAACUUAGAGCAUUUCUGUAUGAAAUAAUUUACAGUGAUAUGCUUUUACAUAUCAUUUUUUGUUAGUAAUGAGAUUUUAUGAUACUUGUAUCAAAAAUAUUUAAACGAAAUACUUUUGCCUUGCCACAGUGAUCUCAACGAAAUUAUGAACAAAUGACGGGUAUGCAUUUCAUUAGUCAGGAAAAGAGAGAUUGUAAAAUGAAGUUCCUUUUUUUUUUUAACAAUCUGAUUUACAUACAGAUCCUAUGCCAAAACGUUGGUUUACAAGGAUCAGAGACCACUCCGUUCUGCUUUCUAUAGUUGUAAUUAUUACAUACUGUAUAUUCAGUAAUUAUUGCAAGGUUUUAUAAUUGUGAAAAAUGCGACAACGUUGUUAACGCAAUAAUUUAAACUUGCACUUUGAAAUAUUUUAUAUGUAUUAUACAGGAUUUUUCUCAAAAUCGUAAAAAUAAAAUUUGCAUUUAAGUCUCAAAUGACAAAAUUGCAAUAAUAAAUGCACGCAAUAAUUUCUGAAUUUACAAUAAGCCAAUGAAAUUCUUGUCUACAGAUAUUAAGUUGUAUAACUUAACAAUCAGAAUCCUGUAUUAAAUGUCUUUAAAAAAGAAAUUAGAACAGAGUGUUGUCAGAUCUUUGAUGUCAAAUUGUGGACACAGAAUAUGUAUUUUAAUAAGAUUAUAUUUUCACCAUAUUUACUGAUGUCAACGAAUUGCUUAACAGUGUAGAUGUUGUUUUCAUAUAUCAUUAGACAGAUAGAAUUUGUCUGCACGCAUCAUUUCACAUUUAUAAAUUUCAAGGAUAUUGAUGAAGAGGCACUAAUGAACAUUUAAUAAAUUGAUACUAGAUGAUUAAAUUAUUUAAUUUGAAGUAUCUAAAUUUUAGCAAUGAUAAAAACAUCCAAUUAUUGCCAAAUAUGCAUGUUUUUAUUACAAGACAGAUGUAUGUGGCCUUCAUGACAAUCCGAAAGAUUUAUGUUAUUUUGUACAACUCAUUUAAUGUUGAUAUAUAAGAUGUUAUCGAGUUGUACAUAAACAUCGAAACUUCUUUGUUGAAAAAAAAAAUGACUUAAUAUAUAUAGUUUAUCGUGACAUGUUUAUAUUAUUAAGGUAUAGCUCCUAUGUUUUCUAGACUUGCUCAAGUGGUUAAAAAUAUUUCAAACAUUUUAUUUUUGUCUAAAGAUUUUCAGAUUAAUUUCUUUUCAACUGUUUUGUCUAGCUAAUCAUUCAUUGAGAAUGGAUUGCCUAGAAAAUUACUUGUCAAUGCUUUUAUAUGUAUCACAGCUUUGAACAAAAUAAAUGAGUGAAAGUUAGA